CAUAACCUAAAAUUUCCGCUUGUGUAGCGCGCACGGCGUAAGGAGGUACGUGGUAGCACAUAAUAGGUAUUCACAGCAGACAAUUGCUUUAAAUUUACGCAAUGUCGGAGAAAGCGAAAACCAUGAGUCACGUUAAACAUAUUCCGAAAGAUGCUCAAGUUAUUAUGUCUAUUAUGAAAGACAUGGGAAUUACGGAUUACGAGCCCAAAGUGAUCAAUCAGUUACUGGAGUUCACCUAUCGAUAUGUCACAUGCAUAUUAGACGACAGUAGAGUAUACGCCAAUCAUGCCAAGAAGAAGUUUAUCGAUCUCGAUGAUGUCAGACUGGCGGUUAAGAUGCAGCUAGAACGCACGUUCACGAAUCCACCACCCAGGGAUGUACUGUUGGACGUGGCACGCGCCAAGAACAACAUUCCAUUACCUUUCGUCAAGCCAAACAACGGACUUAGACUGCCGCCAGAUCGAUAUUGCUUAAACGCCACGAAUUAUAAACUUAAGAACGCGGCAAAAAAAGUCGUUCAGAAACCUGCGCAUGCUCUGGUAGGGAACAAUCAGUCUGGUGGACAGCCGAGGCCAAAGGUGGAAGGAAACAAGACUGGUGUAUCGGUGUAUGUUAAGCGGCCUGGCACACUCGCUACUGUUGCUAGAACACAAAGCAUCUCCAUACCAAAGCCAGUUUUGAAGUUCUCGACAGCGACAACGAGCACCGCAACAGUGAAGACACAAGUGACAAAGCCGAAAAUACAGAUCACUUCCGCUCAGACAUUACCGCCCGUAAAGAUGGAGACAAACGAAGAUUCGUUGAAGAGAAAGCGAGAAGAAGACGACUACGAUGUCUCAUAAUUUCUUGGUUUCUCGCGGGUAUCCUUUUAUUCAAUAAUAUCAAUAGAUUUGUGAAUGUAAUCUUUUUGUAAUAUUAAUAUUAAUAAGUUUGUUAUUUAAAACCCUGUGCAAAAAUAUUUGAUAAUGUACAAAACCCGAAUUAUAUAAGAUACGAAAAC
Ooceraea biroi (clonal raider ant) is the source of this 1000-nucleotide messenger RNA. RefSeq names its product TBP-associated factor 9 (gene Taf9). Gene Ontology annotation, molecular function: transcription coactivator activity; RNA polymerase II general transcription initiation factor activity; protein heterodimerization activity. Gene Ontology annotation, biological process: RNA polymerase II preinitiation complex assembly; DNA-templated transcription initiation. Lineage: Eukaryota; Metazoa; Arthropoda; Insecta; Hymenoptera; Formicidae. The record is from RefSeq and is a predicted model, not a curated record. Gene Ontology annotation, cellular component: transcription factor TFIID complex; SAGA complex.